Molecule: messenger RNA, 1175 nt
Organism: Aspergillus heteromorphus CBS 117.55
Lineage: Eukaryota; Fungi; Ascomycota; Eurotiomycetes; Eurotiales; Aspergillaceae
Product: mitochondrial inner membrane protease ATP23
Exons: 3
Coding region: 67-783 (238 amino acids)
Biological process (GO): mitochondrial proton-transporting ATP synthase complex assembly; mitochondrial protein processing
Cellular component (GO): extrinsic component of mitochondrial inner membrane
Molecular function (GO): metalloendopeptidase activity
Source: RefSeq, a predicted model, not a curated record
CGGAAUUGGCCUAGACAAUCGACCUACUCUGUCUCUCCCCUUGAUUAUCCAAAGUUCCUGGCGAAGAUGUCGUCGACUUCCCAAUCCUCCAACAGCGGUAAAGUACCCGAAAAUCGAGAUACUGGAUAUAUACGGGGAAACGAUACCUGGACACAAUGGCGCAAUAUCUUCGCCAUCCUUGCGGGGAAAAUGACAGAUGAAGGGAAGGAACAAUUCCGCGUUUCGCGAGACAUCCGAAAUGAGGCCACCGAUUGCAAACGAUGCGAAGACCAGCGAGACUUUUUGUUUCAGUUUAGUCCAAUAAUCCGUUAUUUGAGCGACAAUAUUCGACAACUUGGGGGUGACCUGUCCAGCCAUAACGUAUAUUGCCGUCGAUGCACUAAUCGAAAAGCGGGGGGGUUCGAUCCGGAAUUUGGUAUUCUGCUUUGCGCAAACGAAAUGAAGGACCAGGGACACUUGGAAGAUACAAUGGCCCAUGAGAUGGUCCACGCGUAUGAUCAUCUGAGGUUCAAGGUUGACUGGGCGACCAAUCUGAGACACGCAGCCUGUACCGAGAUUCGAGCAAGUUCACUUAGUGGAGAAUGCCGGUGGGCACGGGAGUUUUUUCGGAGGGGCCAGUGGAAUUUUACACAACAACAUCAAGAGUGUGUAAGAAGAAGAGCUAUGUUGUCAGUACAGGCAAGGCCAGGAUGCAAGGAUGAAGCCCACGCGGAAAAGGUGGUGAAUGAAGUUUGGGACAGCUGUUUCAGAGACACCCGCCCCUUUGAUGAGAUUUAUCGAUGAUGUUACGGUGUUGACUAUGCUCCUGUCUUGUGGUACACGAGUUUGAGCUCUAUCAUAUUCAACGUAUAAAGUGGAAAAGACAUAUAUUGACACCAGUCAAUAAACCUAGUGCUACGAAGGGCUGGGGACCACAAAGGAUUAACUCGGAAAUACUCAACUCAUGCGUUGAAAGAAUCUAGGCGAGAUACCAUAUUGAAAAAAACACAGGUACACAUUGAAAAGGGGGGGGAUGUUAGGCAGAAGGAACUUGCGAAUAGAGUGCACCUCUUAACACCAAAUGCGCCUGCAAUGCAUGGAAACCGCAUCAUGGCUUAGAUUCCUUGGAUGAUGAACCAGAACUCCGUUUCAUAAUUCGAUCUUCUUUAACACAGUGUUUCAGGAUCCAGGGAUGU